Nannospalax galili (Upper Galilee mountains blind mole rat) is the source of this 406-nucleotide messenger RNA. Its product is annotated as WAP four-disulfide core domain protein 15B-like. Gene Ontology annotation, molecular function: peptidase inhibitor activity. The transcript has 4 exons. Gene Ontology annotation, cellular component: extracellular region. The record is from RefSeq and is a predicted model, not a curated record. Lineage: Eukaryota; Metazoa; Chordata; Mammalia; Rodentia; Spalacidae. The coding region runs from base 140 to 382 and encodes 80 amino acids.
AGUAGGAGCCCAGACUUCAGCAGAGUGCCUGAGAGUGCUUGGAUCCAUCCUCCCUGUGGUGGUCUGCUUCAUGGUGGUCAUCUUGUGAAGCUGGCAUAAACAUACCUGGCCUCCCCAAUCACCUACACUUUCUUAUGACAUGAAGCUGAUCAGCCUCUCUCUACUCACAGUGACCAUCCUUCUUUGCUGCAACAUGGCCCAGCCUAAAUUCAAGAACAACGCAGUUACAACAAAACCUGGAUAUUGCCCAGAGUUUCAUCUUUCCUGCCCUUUCGUCCUUUUACCUGUAUGCAGAUAUGAUAGAGGCUGCAAAGGGGAUAAAAAGUGCUGCUUCUACUACUGUCAAAAGCGUUGUGUGGAGCCCUGGGAUUCUAUGUAUUAGACAAAUCAGAAAAGACACGUGGAC